This is a messenger RNA of Triplophysa dalaica, 5355 nucleotides long. It is a transcript of the gene unc5db, whose product is annotated as unc-5 netrin receptor Db. Gene Ontology annotation, biological process: netrin-activated signaling pathway. Gene Ontology annotation, cellular component: membrane. Gene Ontology annotation, molecular function: netrin receptor activity; protein binding. The coding region runs from base 167 to 2929 and encodes 920 amino acids. NCBI's taxonomy places the organism in Eukaryota, Metazoa, Chordata, Actinopteri, Cypriniformes, Nemacheilidae. The record is from RefSeq and is a predicted model, not a curated record. The transcript has 17 exons.
CGCAACUCCUCGCUCGCGCGCGGAACAGAAGUACGGCGCAACGGAAUGCCAACUGCUGAUCUUUCAGUAUGAAGUCAGACCCCUGAAGUGUCACAGAACACAAACAACGAACCUGCCGCCACAGUCUGGAGGAAUUAACCUCCCCAAAGCGCGUGAGAGAAGCAGGAUGGGAAAUACAGGUCGCCAGCGUUCUUUGGAGAUCAUCCUGGUUCUCAUUCUCUGCGCAACGCAGACUGCCGGUCGAGGUGCCACUGAUGCUCUUGCUGACUCCCUGUCAUCAGUUGGUGGGACAUUACCUCACUUCCUACAAGAACCAGAGGAUGCUUACAUAGUCAAAAAUAACCCCAUCAAAUUGCGUUGCCGUGCGAAUCCUGCCUUGCAGAUCUUCUUCAAAUGCAACGGAGAAUGGGUCCAUCAGAACCAGCAUACCUCGCAAGAGUACAUGGACCAAAACACUGGGCUGAAAAUACGCGAAGUGACGAUCAAUGUUACCAGGCAGCAGGUGGAGGACUUUCACGGUCCGGAGGACUACUGGUGCUUGUGUGUUGCCUGGAGUCACCUGGGAACCUCGAAGAGUCGUAAGGCAACAGUGAGGAUAGCUUACCUCCGCAAGAACUUCGAGCAAGAUCCUCAGGGGAAGGAAGUGCCAAUCAAGGGCAUGAUUGUUCUGCAUUGCCGUCCCCCAGAGGGAGUGCCCAUGGCCGAGGUGGAGUGGUUGAAAAACGAGGAGCUGGUCAGCUCUCUUAGAGACGAUAACAUUGACACACGUGCAGACCACAAUCUGAUUAUCAAUGAAGCCCGGCUCUCUGACUCCGCCAACUACACCUGCCUGGCCAGCAACAUAGUCGCGAAAAGACGCAGCGCUACAGCUACUGUAGUUGUGUUCGUAAAUGGUGGUUGGUCUUUGUGGACUGAAUGGUCUCCGUGCAGCGUGAACUGUGGAAGAGGAGUUCAAAAACGUUCUCGCACCUGUACUAACCCGGCCCCUCUGAACGGAGGAGCGUUCUGUGAGGGCAUGUCUGUGCAAAAGAUCAGUUGCAAUGCCCUCUGCCCAGUGGAUGGAGUCUGGGAGGAGUGGGUCGAGUGGACGCUGUGUAACGCCCAAUGUGAGAGGCAGCGAUGGAGGGAGUGUAAUGUGCCGCCACCCCGACACAGAGGCAAGAUGUGUGAAGGAGACACUCAGAGCACAGCGAACUGCACAGGAGGACUGUGUUCACAAAAUGGGAAGCUGAUGCAUGAUGUAAAGCCCCAGAGUAUGGAGAGCUCGAUCGAUGUUGCGCUGUACUCUGGUCUGGCUGCGGGGGUGAUAGCUAUGGUCGUUCUCAUCGUGUCCAUCACCCUUUACAGGAAGAGUCAGAGUGAGUAUGGAGUUGAUGUCAUUGACUCAUCUGCUCUCGCUGGGGGCUUCCAGUCCUUUAACUUCAAGACUACCAGACAAGGCAAUCCGCUUCUGCUCAAUCCCUCCAUGCAGCCCGAUAUAACAGUGGGCCAGACCUACAACAGUCCCAUCUGUUUCCACGACUCCAUAGACAAAGAACUCUUUGACCCUCUUCCCGAAAAGGUCAAAGUUCAGAGCUCCUUUAUGGUUUCACUAGGUGUGGCAGACCGGGCGGAGUACCACGUCAAAGCCCACUCGGAGAGACAACCUGCUACCCUUCACCCAAACAUGGUCACCGCUAAUGGACCUCACACUCUUGGAAUAGCUCAUUUAAAGACAAGCGCUGUGUUUGGGCACCUGGGUGGACGUCUGGUUAUUCCAAAUGCAGGAGUAAGUUUGCUGGUGUCUCACGGGGCGAUCGCAGAGGACACUUCCUCUGAGAUGUACAUGCUCAUAAAUCAAGAAGAGUCCAGUGCCCAAUCAGAGGAGAGGUGUGAGGUUCUAUUAGGGCCAGAGAUCACUUAUGGUCCUCCCGGGCUGAACCUGUCCUAUCCUGUUGCCAUGACGAUAGCUCAUUGUGCUGAGGUCAGCACUGAAAACUGGAACAUUAAACUCAAGAGACACACCAAGGACAACACGUGGGAGGAAAUGAUGUCAGUAGAUGAUGAAUCGACCUCCUGCUAUUGCCUGAUGGAUUCACACAGCUGUCACUUGUUGCUGGAUGAGCCCGGCUGCUAUGCACUGGUGGGUGAACCCGUCACUGAUUCAGCAGUAAAGAGACUGAGGAUCGCGGUUUUCGGCAGUAUGGAGGCCUCCUCCAUGGACUACAGUCUGCGGGUGCACUGUGUAGAUGACACACCACAUGCAUUUCAGGGAGUGGUCACUGCUGAAACCAGCAGAGGAGGUCAACUUCUAGAAGAGCCCAAGACGCUAUUCUUCAAAGGAAACUGCCUCAGCUUGCAGGUGUCCAUCCAGGAUAUCCCUCAGUUUCUGUGGAGCAUCAAACCCUUUACCACCUGUCAGGAAUUCUCUUUCAGCCAGGUGUGGUAUAGCAACCAGCAGCCUGUGCACUGUGCCUUCACACUGCAGAGACAUAACGACGCAACCACCCAGCUCUCCUGCAAGAUCAGCGUGAGGCAGGUCAAAGGUCACGAGCAGAUCCUGCAGGUGUACACUUCACUGGCAGAGAAUGAGAAAGAGACGGUCCCGUUUUUUAUGCAGGCAGAUUGCACAGUCACCUCACAGACAGGGGCCAAAGCCUUCAAAAUCCCCCUGUCCAUUCGUCAGCGGAUAUGCACCACCUUCGAUACUGCCAACGCCAAGGGCAAGGACUGGCAGCUCUUAGCUCAGAAACUCCACAUUCAAAGGAACCUGUCCUACUUCUCCAAGCAGCAGAGUCCUUCUGCUGUCAUUCUCAGUCUUUGGGAGGCCAGACAUCAGGACAAUGGAGAUCUUGACUCACUCGCCAGUGCUUUGGAAGAGAUUGGAAAGAUCCACAAUAAAAACCUGCCUCGUAGUCCGGCUGACAAAGAACCAGUCUUUAGCUUUUGAGUGUGGCCAAAUUAGUCUUCUAAUUUCUAGUCCCACCUGAAGUGUCAGAGACGUCUUGGACAACAUGUGACCAAUCUGUUUAACAAAUAUCUAUGUGCAAACUAUUACAAGUUGGCAGGGACGUGGCACAGCCAUCACAUCCUACGUGAAAUUCCGCCUUAGCUUUUUUUGGUGUUUAUCAUAUUGAAUUAUUGUAAGAUGCAAUUAGUGGCCAAGUUGGCAUUUCCCUUGAGUCAGCCACAUAUACUGCUGGUCAAAAGUUCACGAGGUCACUUACUAAUCGUUAUUUAUACUUGUUUCAUAUUUAAUAGCAGUAAAUAAUAGAAAACUGAUCAAAUGAAAUGAUGACAUAAAACAACUGUGGGAAUUAUUUUCUAACUAGACAAAUCCUAGGAAUACAAUUUCGUAUUCUUUUGAUCCCAUAAUGUCCUUGUAGCUCAAUUUGGUUCGAUGCCAGAGAACACACAUGAUGAUCAAAUAUACAGUACAUGUAGACUAAAUACGCUAUAAGUCUCUUGUGAAUUUCUUAUAAUAUUUAAGUUCAUCAUUUUUAGCAUCGAAUGAAAUCUAUGUAAGUACAGUUUUGCCCUCAUACGGUAUCAAAGCGUUUCAGACAUUUUUUUGAGAUUUGAGAUGAAAAGUGACCCCUUACUUUUGAACCAAGGUUUUCGUUUUUACCUAUUUUUAAUCAGUCUUGUGUUACAGAAUUCCAGCAGUAUUUAUAUCCCUUCUGCAUGUUACUACUGAAUUGUGCUUUGUUUGCACCAUAUGAUGUUUAGAGAUGGGAGAAGAGGGAAAUCCACUCUGGCAAACUGCCUUUUUAUAGUCAUCACACAUCGUAAUCUUGAUUCACUGUGUACUUCCAUUAUUAUUUGCAUUGUACAUUUGCCCUUUUUAAUGGGAUUGAUGAGGCGUAAUAAGAACCAUUUGAAAUCAUGACACAGUAAAUUUUGACUCGUUCUCAUUUAUGCAACAAUGUGAAAUUCAACUGCACAAUUGCACAGGUUCAAAAAGAGGUAUAAAUCUCUACCAUUUAUCCCUUAAAAAUAUAUGAAACCCACUCACUACAGUAAAACACAUUACUCUGUUCACGUGAAUACAUGUUAAGGACAUCAGAAAGUCACUAGGGCCAAAGAUCAGAAAAGUGUCAUGCCUUUAUAUAGGGAGUUUAGACUAAAAUAUUGACCACAACAACCAUUUACUUAUCCCAUAGCAGAUGUCACUACAUCCCUUUUGCUAACGCAUUCAUUUUUUUUCAACUGAAAUGGAAAUCCCCUUUGAGACUUACAGAAUGAAGCCUCUCUUAUCUCCUUGGACCAAAUUUCACUGUUCAGUAUGAAACACAAUGGGUAACCAUGGGCUGGUGAGCACCAAGAGUUAUAAUGACGGCCUGAUAAAAGGAAAAGAGUUCAAUGCUGUCAUAAGUGUAAGAAAGAGUUAAAUCCUUUGCCAAGUCAUCGACUUUAUGAACCUCCUAUCUUGAGACAGGAAAAUGUUUUUAAGAGGAUUGAUUUUAGUUGGUUUUGAGUGAUCUAACACUACAACGGACAUUAAGGUCUUUAUGGUUUUCUUACACUUGAUAUUAUUUUCUGUGUUUUGCUUUUGAGUUACAGUUUUAUAAAACAUUUAAAUAAGACGGAUUUGCACUGAGUUUUGUGACAAAAGAGCAUUAAGAGCUUUUGUUUGUUUGCAUCUUUGGUCAUUGCUGUUGUUGUUAGACACGGGCUAUUGCACCACCAGAUGAUAUAUCACUUUGUAUAAGCCCAAAGAAAUGUCUCUUUUUCAUUCCUUAUACAAUUUUACACUUAAAGAUUUAAAACAUCAUUUCGUUUUGCUUAUAAAAUUGCUGGAAGAACAGCUUUGCUUCUUAUUGAGCCAUUUCGAUGUUCAUAUUGUGACACAGUAGAGGAACAUAAAGUUUAGCAUAAGAAGGACUUGCAUAAACAACAGAGCAACAGUACCAUAAUAGCUUUCAUAUCAAGACAAACUUUUCUCCCCAGUAUUGUGACAGUAUUUAUACUGAGACAUUUAAUUUCGGAUAAAUCAAUGCAAAGCCUUUAAACCCUAAAGUCAACUAAAACUCAGACCCACGUUUGUGUUACAUUUAGCAUUUUGCUAUUAUUUAUGAUUCUUGUGCCUUGUAUAACUUCUGUAAAUGGUGAAUGUUGUACAGGUUAAGAUGGUUCCAAAUCAUGCAAAUGUACUGUAAGAUAUCAGUAUAAAGAAGAAAAAACAUUACACUGAUAUGCAGGGGUCAAGAGCUUUUCUAGUGCUAAAUAUACUUGUUUGGUAUCGCCAGGCCAGCUUUGUGGUAUAUUGUAUCUAUGAUUAUGAACAUUUUUGGAUGUUUUCUGUACAGUAGAGUUUGCUGAUGUAUAUGCAGUCUUUUGGAAAUAAAUGUACAGCUGAAGAGAGCUGCAACUAGC